AUGGGAGAACUCUCCCCCCUGAAAGAGCGACAACAAGUACAGGAUGAGCUGGACCUACUGUUGGACCCUGAGGCUGACAGGUACAUUGCUUCCCCCUUUGUGCUUGAUAUUGAGGACUACCCGCUGCCCGCGAAAUUCAAAAUUCCAAACAUGAAAUCUUACGACGCAACUACGGAUCCGGAGGACCACCUGUUCGCGUUCAUGACGCAGAUGCGCCUACAAAUGGCCGCAGAUGCGGUCAGAUGCAAGACCUUCCCAAUGUUCCUGGAGGGAAAGGCCCGGCAGUGGUUCCAGGGACUUCCCCCCAGGUCGAUCCGGUCUUUUACCCAACUCGCACGGCUGUUCUCAGCACAGUUCGUCUCUUCACGAGCCUUCUCUAAAAGCACUGCACACCUCAUGACUAUCCAGCAAAGGGCUGAGAAGUCACUACGCGAAUACAUGGUGCGAUUCAAUAACGAAUCCCUCCAGGUCCGCAACCGAGACGACAAGGUGGUCAUGACUGCCUUCAUCAACGGGCUGCGGAAGCAGAAGUUAUACACUGAGCUCGUAGAGAGACCUCCCAAGUCAGUUCGGGAGAUGCUGGACCGAGCUCACGAGAAGGCCAAUGCUGAGGAGGCCAAUCGCUUGAAGAGCGCGCAGGAAAGACAGAGGGAUGACAAACGCCGAAGGAAUACCGACCAGGGAGACAUGCGACGUGACCAGGGGCGAAAGAAUAUCUAUGACCGCCUGCCUAGAAGUCGGCCCCCGGGGGGAGAUAAGCCUUGGACUUCCCUCACGGCCCCCCGAGCUCGCGUCCUCGCGGUGAUGGAGCAAGAGGGGCUCUCCCGACCUCCCCGACCUUUGGCCGGGGACAAAAGCAGACGGGACCAAGGCUUAUACUGUGCAUACCACCGAGAUGUGGGACACGAUACGGAGGAUUGUCGUUACCUCAAGACGGACAUUGAGAAGUUGAUCAAGCGAGGCCACCUCGGGCAGUUCAUACGUGACGAACGAGUUGACCAGCGACGGGCGAGGCCCAAAUCAGAUCACCUGAGCUACCCCCGCGACCGACCUCAAGGGCCUCGUGGCCGAACUCCCGAGCAGGAAGCUCAAAAUCUGGCUGGGGUGAUCAAUACUAUUGCAGGAGGACCAGUUGGAGGGGAUAGUCGUACAGCUCAGCGGCACAACCGCCCCCCUCCCAGCGGAGAAAGCUCGAGCAAACGGCUGAAAAUGUACGAGGAGAUUAUCUACGGACCAGAAGAUACAGUGCCUUUGGCCUCCAACAAUCACGAAGCUAUCGUAAUAGAGGUCAUCACUUGCAAUUACAAGGUAAAAAAGAUAUACAUCGACAAUGGCAGUGCUAUUGAUGUGCUGUACUACAAGACCUUUAAAGAGCUGCAGCUAGAUGACGGACAGCUCGUCCCAGUCCGGACUCCAUUGAUCGGCUUUGCUGGCCCCCCGGUAAGACCCGAGGGAAUGAUAACUCUCAUGGUCACCGUGGGGGUGUCGCCAAAGCGCCGAACGGUGCCAGUAAACUUCGCAGUGGUGAAAGAGCCCUCAUCGUACAAUAUGAUUUUGGGACGGCCCACUUUGAACGCCCUCCGGGCUGUCUGUUCCACCUUGCAUCUCAGCAUGAAAUUCCCUACUCCAGCUGGGGUAGCUGAGGUGCUCGGAGAUCCGGAGGUAGCUAGGGCCUGUUACAUUGCAACUCUCAAGGGCAAGGAGAAAUUGGUAGCCCAGACUGUUUGCUUAGAGCCCUGGGAGCCCAUGGAGAAAAGGGAGAGACUAGAGACGGAUGAAGGGCUGAUUGAGCAGCCCGUCGGGCCUGACCGACCUGAACGCACGGUCAAGGUCGGCACCUGCCUCAAUGAACGGGCCCGAAGCUCUCUGGAAUCCCUUUUAGAAGAAUACGCAGAGUUCUUUGCUUGGAGCGCGGAUGACAUGCCAGGAAUCCCCACCGAGCUAGCAGUUCACAAGCUAAGAAAACCUGUGAAACAGAAGAAGAAGAGCUUCGCGCCUGAACGAAAUGAGGUCGUUAGGAGUGAGGUCGGCAAGCUGUUAGAAGCUAAGAUCGUGAAAGAAGUCUACUACCCGGCCUGGCUGGCUAAUCCAGUGCUGGUCAAGAAGGAAGAAAGAGCUUGGAGGAUGUGCGUGGACUUCACUGACUUAAAUAAGGCCUGCCCAAAGGACUGCUACCCCCUCCCACGGAUUGAUCAGCUCGUGGACUCAACCUCGGGAUACGAGAUUUUUUGUUUUCUGGACGCAUUCAAGGGGUAUCAUCAAAUAACCCUGGACGAGGAGGAUCAAGAGAAGACCUCGUUUAUCACGGAGAACGGCACUUAUUGUUAUGUCACCAUGCCGUUUGGACUAAAGAAUGUAGGCGCAACCUACCAAAGGUUGGUUAAUAAAUUGUUCAAAGACCAGAUCGGCCGAAAUAUGGAGGUUUACGUGGAUGACAUGUUGGUGAAAAGCCGGACUCAAGAGCAGUUCAUCGCAGACCUUAGGGAAAUUUUUGAUGUCCUUCGAAGCUCACGAAUGCGACUAAACCCCGAGAAAUGCACCUUUGGGGUCAGGUCGGGAAAGUUCCUGAGCUACAUGAUUUCCAAGGAAGGGGUGAGAGCUAACCCGGACAAAAUCAAGGCCAUCAUGGACAUGGCUCCUCCCCGAAACAUCAAGGAGGUUCAGCGCUUGACUGGGAGGAUGGCGGCUCUGAACAGAGCUCCGCAAUUUGAAUGGAGCCCCGAGUGUCAGAGAGCGUUCGAUGAAUUAAAAGCUCACCUGGCUCGGUUGCCAGCUCUAACUUCUCCCGAGCAGGGUGAGACCUUGUUCAUCUACUUAGCUGUGGGGGAAGAGGCCGUUAGCGCCGUGCUGAUACGAGAAGAAGACAAGGUCCAGAAACCCGUAUACUAUGUUAGUCGCGCCCUGCAGGGGGCCGAAGCGAGGUAUUCGGCAGUAGAACGAUAUGUCUUGACGCUAGUCCAUGCAGCUCGGAAGCUCAAGUCGUACUUCCAAACUCACCCCAUAGUAGUGGUAACGGACCAGCCCCUGAAGCAGAUCCUCUCUAAGUCCGAUGUCUCGGGGCGAAUGGUGAAGUGGGCUGUAGAGCUGUCGGAGUACGAUCUCGGAUACCAGCCAAGGACGGUAAUCAAAGCCCAAGCCCUGGCAGACUUCAUAGUAGAAGGCGUCUCCUUUGGAUCACACAGAACUAAGGUCGACCAGACUAGAGAAGUAGGAAAGGUCGGGGAGGCCAAAGGAACCGCCAAGAACGUACGUGCCAGACAAGCAGCCGAAGCCCUACAGGCCGGAGGGACACUGCCGGAGCGUCGUCCAAGCUAG
Molecule: messenger RNA, 3315 nt
Organism: Coffea eugenioides
Lineage: Eukaryota; Viridiplantae; Streptophyta; Magnoliopsida; Gentianales; Rubiaceae
Exons: 3
Coding region: 1-3315 (1104 amino acids)
Source: RefSeq, a predicted model, not a curated record